GUUUCCUGCUCAGACUGCAGCCAGGUGGAUGCUGCUGCUGAUGCUUCGGAAACGCUAGCUUGUUUUGGGCGAUGAUGAGGCGGGGAAGCAUUGUUUAAAACAAGUGUAAUUUGCGUGAUUCUCGGCAGGUUUAUUAUCAGCGUACAGCGUUUUUGUGCAGAAAUGACGACCACCACGACGUUUCAAGGGAUGGAGCCCGGUUCUAAAAGCAGUUCCAGGGUUCUGCGCCCUCCUGGUGGCGGCUCCAACAUUUCACUUGGGGCAGAUGAGGAGAAGCCUCCCGUCAGGAAAAACAAGAUGGCCUCCAGUGUGUUUGCAGAGCCAGAAGACCCUUACGCCAAUCGAAGGAACAACCCACCAGGAGGUAAACCCACAGGUGUUCUGUGCGGAGAGCCGUCGGCACCCCUGAGAAGAGGCAUCAACCACGGCGUCAAUCACGUUGGAGAGGCUCCUGCCACAGAUGGCGAUAAAUCUGUGUGUGAUAAUGAAACCAUCGCUGCCGAACCAAACGCGGCUCCAGAGCAGCAGCAGGAGGAGCCACCGCAGGCCGAGGAGGCCGCUGCAGGCGGGCCGCCCGGCCGCCGGAACCCGCCGGGGGGCAAGUCCAGCCUGAUCCUGGGCUGAGCGCCACACGGGCGUCUCCUCCUUACCUCCUCUCUCAUCCCUGAACUCAUCUGUUUUGUUUUCUCUUCAAAACGAGAAUCGGCUCAUUCUUCAGGAACCAUCUAAAGUCCAGCAGACACCCACCUCCUCCUCCUCCAUGUCCCCAAGUGCAUUGUUUUGAUACCUGUUUUUGGAAAGCUGUUUUUGUACUGUUUUUAUUGUUUAUUUUGAGAGAAGCACUUUAUGUACUCCUAUUUUUUAUGGUUGGAAGCCGACCUUUGCCCCUGAAUUAGAGCAGCCACGAGGGGUGCGAGGCUCCCAUUUCAUAAAACAGCCCGUCAUAAAGCUCCAUGACUUCAGCAGCACAAGCCCCGGGGCGAUUAGGUCAAAUGUUUGAAGAACACGUUAAUAAACUGCUGUUUGUACUGUUUGCUUUUUUUUUUUUUUUCCUCCCAUCUUGCAUGCUUGUCUGGAUUGUAUGAAUGUGAGGAAAAUGUUACUGUGAAGAUUUUUAAUAUUAAUUUAAGAUCUUAGGUUUUUUUGUUUUGUUUUUUAAUUAGUGAAAUAUUUGUUUGUAUGGUUGUUGCAUGAAGUUGAAGUCUUUGUACUGAAUGUAGUAUUAAUACCACACCGAAGCCACAUCCAUUUUUAGCCUAAAAGACGUAGGAGGUACUUGUCAUCCCAUGUGUGAAAACAGCAUUUCUUUUUUUUUUUUUUUUUUUUUAAAUUGCAGCCCACUAACCUUAGAUUAUCGUAGCCCCACCGCUUCAUGCUUCACACGUCGGUUCUCUCCGAACUGUGCCACGCCGUUAGUUAGCUGGAAACAACCCACAUCAGUAGAUGUUCUUGGUCCUGACUUCUAAGUGGGUCUUAGAUUUGAAAAGUGACCUUAUGACAGCCCAGCCUUCCUUUCACCCCCCAACCCUCCGCCCUCCCAGAGUUUCCAUUGUUCCUGCUCGGUUACAGUUCAGAACAAUCGUUUUGUACAUUUCAUAUGAAGUAUUCGGUCCGUACCUUACCGCCCGCUGCGUCCACCAGCCGUCAUUCAAGGAAGAAAGGAUAACCGAACGUUUUUAGAUACAUGAAGUUUUUUUUUUGGUUUCUCCUGUGAUGUGUCUUCGUUAUGUGGAACAUGUCUGUUUGCAUCCAUUAAACCAACUGCUCAUGCUGGGUGUAAGUCACUGCUGAAAUCUGAAAUGAAGAAAUGGCACAAGUGGAACUGGACAUUAAAGAUCAGUUUUGACCAUG
Fundulus heteroclitus (mummichog) is the source of this 1851-nucleotide messenger RNA. RefSeq names its product Jupiter microtubule associated homolog 1a (gene jpt1a). The transcript has 5 exons. Gene Ontology annotation, cellular component: nucleus. The coding region runs from base 163 to 624 and encodes 153 amino acids. NCBI's taxonomy places the organism in Eukaryota, Metazoa, Chordata, Actinopteri, Cyprinodontiformes, Fundulidae. The record is from RefSeq and is a predicted model, not a curated record.